AUGGAUGUAAUGAGGCCCUUGAUAAAUGAGCAGAAUUUUGAUGGGACAUCAGACGAAGAACAAGAGCAAGAGCUUCUUCCUGUUCAGAAGCAUUACCAACUUGAUGGUCAAGAGGGUAUUUCAUUUGUACAGACUCUUAUGCAUCUUCUUAAAGGAAACAUUGGAACAGGCCUUUUAGGACUUCCAUUGGCAAUAAAAAAUGCAGGCAUAGUGCUUGGACCAAUCAGCCUUGUGUUUAUAGGGAUUAUUUCUAUUCACUGUAUGCACAUAUUGGUACGUUGCAGUCACUUUCUAUGUCAGAGGUUUAAAAAGUCAACCUUAGGUUACAGUGACACUGUGAGUUUUGCUCUGGAAGUAAGUCCUUGGAGUUGUCUUCAGAAGCAAGCAGCUUGGGGACGGAAUGUGGUUGACUUUUUUCUGGUGAUAACACAGCUGGGAUUCUGCAGUGUUUAUAUUGUCUUCUUAGCUGAAAAUGUUAAACAAGUUCAUGAAGGACUCCUGGAGAGUAAAGAGUUUAUUUCAAAUAGUACCAGUUCAUCAAAUCCAUGUGAGAGAAGAAGUAUUGAACUAAGGAUGUAUAUGCUUUGCUUUCUUCCUUUUAUAAUUCUUUUGGUCUUCAUUCGUGAUUUAAAGAAUCUGUUUAUACUGUCAUUCCUUGCCAACAUCUCCAUGGCUGUCAGUCUUGUGAUAAUAUACUAUUACGUUGUUAGGAACAUGCCAGAUCCCCACAACCUCCCAAUAGUGGCUGGUUGGAAGAAGUACCCACUCUUCUUUGGUACUGCUGUAUUUGCUUUUGAAGGCAUAGGAGUGGUCCUUCCACUGGAAAACCAAAUGAAAGAAUCAAAACGCUUCCCCCAAGCACUGAAUAUUGGCAUGGGAAUCGUCACAACUUUGUAUAUAACAUUAGCUACUUUAGGAUAUAUGUGUUUCCGUGAUGAAAUCAAAGGGAGCAUAACUUUAAAUCUUCCCCAAGAUGUAUGGCUAUAUCAAUCAGUGAAAAUUCUAUAUUCUUUUGGGAUUUUUGUGACCUAUUCAAUUCAGUUCUAUGUUCCUGCAGAGAUUAUUAUCCCUGUAAUUACAUCUAAAUUUCAUGCUAAAUGGAAGCAAAUUGGCGAAUUUGGAAUAAGGUCCUUCUUGGUCAGUAUUACUUGUGCUGGAGCGAUUCUUAUUCCUCGUUUAGACAUCGUGAUUUCCUUUGUUGGAGCUGUGAGCAGCAGCACUUUGGCCCUGAUUUUGCCACCUUUGGUUGAAAUUCUUACAUUUUCUAAGGAACAUUACAAUAUAUGGAUGGUCUUGAAAAAUAUUUCUAUAGCAUUCACUGGAGUUGUUGGUUUCUUAUUAGGUACAUAUAUAACUGUUGAAGAAAUUCUUUAUCCAUCUCCCAGAGUCACAGCUGGUACUCCACAAAGUCCCUCUCUAAAUUUGAGUUCAACAUGCUUAACAUCUGGUUUGAAAUAGAAGCAUAAUUAUAGUCUUC
This is a messenger RNA of Otolemur garnettii (small-eared galago), 1477 nucleotides long. RefSeq names its product solute carrier family 36 member 4 (gene SLC36A4). Lineage: Eukaryota; Metazoa; Chordata; Mammalia; Primates; Galagidae. Gene Ontology annotation, cellular component: vacuolar membrane. The transcript has 10 exons. The coding region runs from base 1 to 1458 and encodes 485 amino acids. Gene Ontology annotation, molecular function: L-alanine transmembrane transporter activity; L-proline transmembrane transporter activity. Gene Ontology annotation, biological process: amino acid transmembrane transport; L-alanine transport. The record is from RefSeq and is a predicted model, not a curated record.